Budorcas taxicolor (takin) is the source of this 10107-nucleotide messenger RNA. RefSeq names its product ring finger protein 214 (gene RNF214). Lineage: Eukaryota; Metazoa; Chordata; Mammalia; Artiodactyla; Bovidae. Gene Ontology annotation, molecular function: ubiquitin-protein transferase activity. The record is from RefSeq and is a predicted model, not a curated record. The coding region runs from base 38 to 2152 and encodes 704 amino acids. The transcript has 15 exons.
CCGCCCCCUCCCCCCCGCUCCGCCCGCUCAGAGCACGAUGGCAGCAUCUGAAGUAGCUGGCGUGGUGGCCACUGCUCCCAAUCCUCCGGAAUCCUCUUCUAGUGUCUGUGCUUCCAAACCAGACGAAGGUCCUCCAGAUGGUCUAAGCCCCAAAGACCCUGCACAGAAGCAUAAGAACUCGCCUCUGUCGAGUGUAAGUAACCAAACGAUAACCAAGGAGAAUAACAGAAAUGCCCAUUUGGAACACCCAGAGCAGAAUCCUGGCUCAUCAGCAGGUGACACUUCAGCAGCGCACCGGGCGGUUUUAGGAGAAAACGUGAUAGCCACAGCCCUUGGUCUGUCUGGCGGUGGGUCCCAGUCUGAUCUGAAGGACGUGGCCAGCACGGCAGGAGAGGAGGGGGACACGUGCCUCCAGGAGAGCCUCCACCCCGCCGCUCGGUCUCUUAAGGCAGGGUGCCAUUCAAAGCAGCUUGCCUCCAGGAAUUGUGCUGAAGAGAAGGCCCCACAAGCCUCCAUCCUAAAGGAAGGGAGCAGGGACCCAGGCUUGGAGUUCCCACCUGUGGUGCCUCCAGCAAAUGGGGUUGAAGGAGUCAGAGUGGAUCAGGAUGAUGAUCAGGAUAGCUCUUCCCUGAAGCUUUCUCAGAACAUUGCUGUCCAGACUGACUUUAAGACGACUGAUUCCGAGGUAAACACAGAUCAAGAUAUUGAAAAGAAUCUGGAUAAAAUGAUGACAGAGAGAACCCUGUUGAAGGAGCGUUACCAGGAGGUCUUGGACAAGCAGAGGCAAGUGGAGAAUCAGCUCCAAGUGCAAUUAAAGCAACUUCAGCAAAGGAGAGAAGAAGAAAUGAAGAAUCACCAGGAGAUAUUAAAGGCUAUCCAAGACGUAACAAUAAAGCGAGAAGAAACGAAGAAGAAAAUAGAGAAAGAAAAGAAGGAGUUUCUGCAGAAGGAGCAGGAUCUAAAAGCUGAAAUUGAGAAGCUUUGUGAGAAGGGCAGAAGAGAAGUGUGGGAAAUGGAACUGGAUAGGCUCAAGAAUCAAGAUGGUGAAAUAAAUCGAAACAUUAUGGAAGAGACAGAACGGGCCUGGAAGGCAGAGAUCUUAUCAUUAGAGAGUCGGAAAGAGUUGCUGGUAUUGAAACUAGAAGAAGCAGAAAAAGAGGCAGAGCUACACCUUACUUACCUCAAGUCAACUCCCCCAACACUAGAGACAGUUCGUUCCAAACAGGAGUGGGAGACAAGACUGAAUGGAGUUCGGAUAAUGAAAAAGAAUGUUCGGGACCAGUUUAAUAAUCACAUCCAGCUCGUGAGGAAUGGAGCCAAGCUGAGCAGCCUUCCUCAGAUCCCUACCCCCACCCUGCCUCCACCCCCAUCAGAGACAGACUUCAUGCUUCAGGUGUUUCAGCCCAGUCCCUCUCUGGCUCCUCGAAUGCCCUUCUCCAUUGGGCAGGUCACAAUGCCCAUGGUUAUGCCCAGUGCAGAUCCCCGGUCCUUGUCUUUCCCAAUCCUGAACCCUGCCCUUUCCCAGCCCAACCAGCCUUCCCCACCCCUUCCUGGCUCCCAUGGGAGAAAUAGCCCCAGCUUGGGUUCCCUUGUCGGCCCCCAUGGUCCGCACGUGCCCCCUGCCGCCUCCAUCCCGCCUCCUCCAGGCUUGGGUGCUGUUAAGGCUUCUACUGAAACUCCCCGGCCCCAACCAGUAGACAAACUGGAGAAGAUUCUGGAGAAGUUGCUGACUCGGUUCCCACAAUGCAAUAAGGCCCAGAUGACCAACAUUCUUCAGCAAAUCAAGACAGCACGUACGACCAUGGCAGGUCUGACCAUGGAGGAGCUGAUCCAGCUGGUAGCCGCACGACUGGCAGAGCAUGAGCGGGUGGCGGCGAGUACUCAGCCACUUGGUCGGAUCCGGGCCCUGUACCCUGCUCCACUGGCCCAAAUCAGUACCCCAAUGUUCUUGCCUUCUGCCCAAGUUUCAUAUCCUGGGAGGUCUUCACAUGCUCCAGCCACCUGUAAACUGUGUCUAAUGUGCCAGAAACUUGUCCAGCCCAGCGAGCUGCAUCCGAUGGCAUGUACCCACGUGCUGCACAAGGAGUGUAUCAAAUUCUGGGCCCAGACCAACACAAAUGACACUUGUCCCUUUUGUCCAACUCUUAAAUGACGGACCUGACUGGGGAGGAUGAAGAGGAGAAACUGAUGUGAACAGGAUGCGCGGGUUCCAGAUUUCUAAAACUCUAUAUUUAUACAGUGACAUAUACUCAUGCCAUGUACAUUUUUAUUAUAUAGGUAAUGUGUGUAUAGAAAGUCUGUAUUCAAAUGUUCGUAAAUGAAAGUAUGUAUAUUAUGCAGAAAUGGUCUGUCCCCCUCACCUUGCAGGUCCUCUGGGGGAAGCAGAUUAUAGGUAAGGUGAUGUUUCAUUUGGCCUUGAAAUUACGGUAUUCCUGCCUAGGGCUGUUUUCAGAUACAUGUAAAAAACCAGCUAGGAAGCUACUCUUGCUUUACGGUCACCCUGCUUUGGUUUGGCUCAGCCUCUAGUCCAUUUUCUUAAGGCUCAUGUAUGCAGAUUUGAACCCUGGUGCUCACCUGCUGUUCAGCCAGAUGCCUUGCUCACUGAAAGCCUCCGGAAGCCUCAGUGCUGUUCAGCCCCUCUCCUCCAAAUGGAGAAAAUGAGACUGAUUGAGGAAAACAAGAUGUAACCCUGACAGUUUGACUUUUCAUUUUGAAUGUUUUACUGUGUUAACACUCAUUAUUUGUACAUGACAUUAGGUUCACAGAAUAGUCUGUUUUACAUCAGCAAAAUUCACAGUCCAAGAAUAACAGUGUAACCAGGUCCCAUUGCCCCCAUGCCUCCCACAGACUUCUGUCCACCCUGCUUCCUGGGUAGUCAUCCCUUCAGAAACUAGCACAGCCCACAGGUCUGUUCUGGGCCACGCCCUCCGUUUCCACCACUGCCUUGGCUUCUGAUCAAGCUCUCACAGACCAAGCUUGUGAAGUCCUCACCUCUUCCCCUUCACUUGUGGUUUCCUGGUCUAGCUAUUCCCUCUUCCCCCUGAAGGUUAAGGCGGUUGGUUCACAACCAAGUUGUUUGGUGACCUUGAGUGAGUUCCAGGCAGGCACUGGGGUGAGGAGAUGUCUGUGCAAAAUUACUUUCAGAAUGAUCAUGGGAUAUAGGUUUGAAUUUUUGAAGCCAGAAAGCUAGGGGGACAUGUUUCCUGUUAGGGAGAAAAUGGAGACCAAAGUAAUAUGAAGAAGGGAGAUUAGAUUUCAAGUUUAUAAGUCAUUUGUUCUGUGGAUAGCUAGUUGGAACUGAGUCAUUUUUCCACCUCUUCUUACUGAGCACUUCCAGUUCCUAGGUUUAUACUUGGGAAAGUUGAGUUUCUAUUAGAGCUUUGAAUUUUUUCCUAUCCUUUUAUCUUUACUCUUAAAGGAAAUGACUUCAGGCAGAUUCUUUACCAGCUGAGCCACCAGGGAAGCCCAAGAAUACUGGAGUGGGUAGCCUAUCCCUUCUCCAGGGGAUCUUCCCAACCCAGGAAUUGAAUCAGGGUCUCACACAUUGCAGGCGGAUUCUUUACCAGCUGAGCUACCAGGAAAGCCCAAGUAAAAAUUAAGCAUUAAUAAAAAAUUAGCUCCAGAGAAAGGAUAUUAUUAUAUUACCAACAGCUGAAUUUUUCCCAUUCUUGGACCUGGAAAUGCUUACUGGCACUGGCAGUACUUAUGAGGGUAGCAGAGACUUUUCCUGUCAGAGCAAAUAAUUCUCUCCUCUGUGUUUAUGUGAUGCUUCCUACUUUGUCUUUCACCCUGGCCUGUCAGGUCAUGAACAGACUUUUUCUCCUCUCUUGUCUCACUUGCCCAGGUUUACUGACUGGCAUCAGUAUAAGGAGCUGGAUUUCCCGGGAUCUCCUUGGCAUCUCAUAGGGUGAUUGAAAUGGCCUGAACACUCCCCACUGUAGAGGUCAGAUGACCCACUUUCUUUGGUUAAUGACAUAUUAAUGUCUCCCGUUUGGCAGCUGUCAUGAACAGGGAAGGUGGCAAUGUGGAAGACCAGUUCGUUUUUUUCACUUGGGGGAGGGAUUCAUUUUUUAUCCUGUAAUCUUCAGAUUUUAUCUCCCCUCAACUUGGCAGCAGCCUUCGGGCCUUUUGCUGUAUUUUUCAAUAUCCCAUGAAAAUUUAGAAAUUAGAAAUAGGUAUAAAGAAUAUUCUGUUUCUUUCCCACAAAUUCUUAAUGCCAGAGCCGUAAAGAGAAAGAAGAAGGGGAUGGGGGCUUAACUGCUUCCUAAUGAAAGCCCCUGGAAAGCCGGCUGCCACAGGGGGACAGUGUGGCAGAGGUUGUGCGUGGGGGCCGGGCCUCAUCAUCGCUCUCUGCUUUCUUGUUCAGGAUCCAUCCAAAAGCAACACUUAGGUUUUGGCCACUGUUCUCCCUUUUCCCUCUGUCCCCUGGCCUGCACUGGUACAAGCCAUGCAGACCCAUGGGGAAGGCCCCUGAUGCAGUGAGUGGAGAUGGCACAGUCAUUUUUCUGGUGUAGAUUUAAAAAUAGAAAUAUAUAAUACAUAUUUUUACAAGCAAGAAGCUGUGGUCAGGAUUUUUUUUACACUUCAGAAUUCAUGGUUUCAGGGUAAGAAAGGAAGAAACCAUGAAAAGAAAAAUAAGUACAAGUUUUCUCUUUUAAAGAAAAAAGUCAGACAAUGAGUCUUACUAAUGAAGGGGUUGAGUUUUAUGCCCUGGAAAGAGCUGGGGAAAGCCAGUUUUCCCCAGCAUGGGUCAAGAAUUAUAAAGCAGAACGUGGCCUUUUCAUUUCAUAGAAGCAAUUCUGGAAGUUUAUUUACACAGUAAGUUCGGAACCAGAAGUGGACAGUCUCCGAUCUUGCUGUCAGUCUCUGUGGUCAUGGGGUGUUCCCAGCCAGCCAGAGCAGCAUCAAGUGCAGUGGGAAUGAAGAGGACUCGGAUAAAAAACUGUGACUCAGUAUUCUUGUUUUAUUGGUUUAUGGCUUAUGGGCAGCUGACUGAGGCCAGGAUCUCCCGAGGCCCUCCUUGUGUUUCCCUCUGCCUCUUCUGCAGGUAUUUCCACUCUCUGCAGGUCCCAUACCUGGAAGCAGUGUGUUGACCAGAUAGGAAUAGGAUCCAGUGGAACAGUCAGAGAAUGCAGCUCUUCCCACUAACACUGGUCUAGUCGACUGGCUUAGAACUGAUAGGGAGGAAAUGAACUUGGUCCCCACUGCCUGGCCCAAGAACCAGCCUGGGUGCCCAAGUCGUAUGAGGAGUGGGGUGUAAAGAGCAGGAUGGGGCCAAGGAUGGCAUCCUUCAAGGGACUCUUGUGGUGAAAGGAAUCAGAAAGCCUGGGGGCUGCCAUCCUUUCUCCACGCAGCCUAGUUCCUGAAGGUGAUGCUGCUGGAGCCAAAAAGCCCUGUGUUCCUGACACUCUUGGCAUAAUACUAGUGCCACUGUGGGAUGCCUUAGCCAAAUAAAUGAGGGCGACCUUGAGAGGGUGAGAAGGCAAUGAAGCUGCUCUGAUUAUGUCAAGAUCUUACUGCCACUUACAGCUGAACAGAAAGAAAUCCAGGCAGGGGUAUAGAGCAUCAACUCUGUACCUGUAGAAUGAAUCUCCAGGAUUCUGCUUUCAAGGAUUAGCGAGGGGAGGACUCCUAUCUGCUCUUAGCACCUCAGCUGCGAAGCUCUGGAGGAAUGGGGCUUGGGUGGAGGUGGGGUGAACAGGCAGCCAGGAAGACAAAGUGCAGCCUAUUGUAUUUGCUCUCUUCUGGUUGAUUUCCCAUAGGGCAUCUGGGGCUCCUGGGGUUGAGGAUGUUUCAGUGCUGCCUAUCACAUGUAGACUAGAGGGUUCAGGUAGGGACAAGGAAUUAAUAAGGUAGAAACUCAUUUGUCAGAUGGAACCUUUUAGUGGGCACUUUUCCUUUAAGAGAGCUAAAAAGAGCUUUUUUGGCUAGAGAAGCCCUUUUUCCCAUCGCACUUUUGGUCCAGCUGCAACCACAGAAAAGACGCUGGGAAGCAACACCCAUCCUAGAAGAUGGGCUCUGUCUUGGAGAUGCUGUCUAAAACUGGGCCUGGCGAGCAUCCGCUUUCUAACCUUGCCUAGCGCUGAUCCCAGCUGUUCCCUGUCUUUGCACUCCCUCUCUGUCUCCUCGUCCAGCCACCCCCAUUUGUACAAAUUAUUUGUACAAAUUGUUUUUUAAUUUUUUUUAAUUCAAGAGGCAGUCUUUGCACCAAGGUUAGGUUUGUCUAUACAGUCCCUAUCUCUAAAGCAAAUAGCAACCUGUGCAUCCAUCCGUUCCCGCUGACUGGCCAGCAGGGAAGCGAGAUUGGCCCUUGCUCUGCCAGGGUACUGCAGAGACACCUGUUGGGCGGGGCAGGGGGAGGUCACCUUACUUCCAGAAGUAAGAAAAGGAGAAUACUUUGGGUUGGAGACUCUGUAAAGGGAUGGUGGUCAAAGGUUCAGGGCUGAAGUUUCAAGCAGCAGGAUUUCCCAACUCAAGUCUGAGGUGACCAAGAGUAUUCCCGCUGUCAGAGUACUUCUUUCUUCCCUGUCCUGGUUCCUACAGGUGCAGUCCCUGCAACCCACCUUGCCAGCUUUUCCUUCUUCUCUGUCAAGACAGAGGCAUUGGUGGGUGGGCGAGGCUCUUGAGGUGCCCUGGCCACAGGUGCCAUCCGUGUCUCCUCCUCGUGGCCAGGGUGAACCACCAGCUGCGGUUCGGGAGUGUCUCUCUCUCCUGCCCGCAUGCCUCCUCACUUGAGCAGGGAGAUGUCGUCAGCAAAGUCGUCGUGCUGGUGGCGUAGGCAGCGGAGGCAGCGCCACUGGCACACCAUCAGGCAGAGGGGCAGCAUGAAGAGCGCGCAGAUGGCAGCCAUGACGUAGGCUAUGGUCAUGAGGGUCGACUCGUCCGUCUGUGGGAUGUUGUAGCCACAGUCUUCCAUGUCGGGCGUGACGAAAGGGCCCUCCACCGCUGCCGUCCUGAACUCAUCAUGCACUGGGGAAAGGGCAUAUGUGAGUCACAAAGCAGCUAGGAUUACACAGCAGAACGAGCUUCCUGGGACAGGCCUUGAAACCAGCCCUUGAGGAGGCUGUAGAAUCUCCCUUCCGGGUGAUGCUUAGGAGCAGGACAGACAGCCACUGCUAGUGGAGGCACGGCUCUCCCCGCCAGGUCAUUGAGGGCAGCAACCUUUUCCUGUCUCCCUGUCCAGUAGGAAUGAUACCUAAAAUCCAGUCAUUCUAAGCUGACCAAAAAGCCAGCCCCACAUAUACUUAGUAAACUCACCUGCUCCUGCUGAAACUCAGUGGCAAGCCCCUGCUAGUCAUGUUCAGCUCUGGCUUACGGCAGCUGACAGGGUCGCCGCUGGCCCAACCUACUGCCUGUGGAUCUAGAGCUUUCCGGGGUGCCGGAGCAAAUGUUACUGCUCCGAGUCUCCAACAGAGGUUGCCAGUCCAGGCAGGGGUCACCACGCCAAGUGACCACAAGAAAAGCACAAGCACAGACACUAGCUUUUACACAAUGUGUGGCCUCUGGCUUGAGGUACUUCCCUCCCAGACGGAUAGGGGCCUGGUGCCCUCACCGCUGGACAGGGAGAACAGACUGACCCCACACCCCCAUCCCUGGUGCUCUCACCAUGGCAAGCACUGACAGCAAAGCCGAUUCGUUUCCGGGCCCGAUCAAAGACAACGUAGAAGCCCUCCAUGAUGACCGCUCCCAUGACAGUGCCGGUGGACGACUGUGAAAUGGCGAACUUGUAACAGUCGUCUUGGGAGGUGGCCACAUCUUCCACGGGCCGCAGGUAUUGCUGAGGAUGAGCAGUCACAGGGUGAGAGUUCGUGUUUUCCUCUCUCCCACACCAGCUCUGCCUUCUUGGUGUCGAUACCCUUAGGCUGCGUUUGCCUUGGCCGCCCCUGAGCUCCAUGGGUCUGGUUUCCCCCAGAGCCCUUUACCACUGGGCCCUCAUCUGUUUUGUCUUCCGAGUUCCAGGAAGCCAGGCCUGCUGACUAUCUCUUGGUAUACUUUGUUCUCGUCCUGGGACCCCGCUGAUCAUGGCUAGGGACAUACCUGUGGAAGGAUGGUGAUGCGGAAGGACUGGUUGGUGACCUCGCCCAUUAGGUAGAGUGAAAUGACUGGGAAAAUGUUCCACGGGGUGGUGCCUGCUUGCCAGCACACCAGCUGCUCCCCUAGCCAGAAUCCGUCUGGGAACUUCUCCGUCUGUGUUGGCAAGAAAGGGAUAACAGUGAGACCACCUCGCCCCUCCCAUUUUCAGAUCACACUUACUGGGCCCUAGAUGUGCUUUUCCGUGAAGUACCUAAACCGAGGGAAGCUAAGCCAAAACCCAGGGAUUAGAGGAAGAGAGCAAGAGUGAAGGCUAAAACUGACCAGGGAGACUGUGUGCGAACAGACUGAGGCCCAUGGAAGAGAACCACUUUUAAGUGAUCUAAGUAGAGGGGUCUGAGGGUAGGCAUCUUGGCUCUUGUGGAGGACUGUGGCCCUCGUGACUUUCCGUGACACUUCCGUUAUCUUUUGUAUCCCUGUCCUUACUCCCACUGACCGAGGAGGCUGCUUUGAUGGAUUUGACAGCAGCUUCGAACACUUUCUUGGGUAAUCGAAGGUUGGUGGUGCCACUGUCAACGAUGCUCUUGUCAUAGUUGUACUGAGAGGGAGAAAAGAGGUUAGCAUAUCAAAAGCCUUUUUGAUGCCAGGCAUUGGCCAAAAUUGGAGGGGUGAGUCUGACUACUUGGGGUCCUUCCUGGGUUGGCAUCCUGGCUUUGCCACUUCUUUGGUGGAUCUCUUUGGGCAAGUUACUGAACAUCUGUGCCUCAGUUUCCUCAUCUGUAACAUGAGGAUAAUAAAAGUACCUACCUCAAAGAGUUACUAUAAGCAUUAAAUAAAUUAAUAUAUUUGAAGUGCUGAGAAUUGUGCCCGGCAUAUAGGAAGCAGUCAGUAAACGUUAACUCGUGUUUUCUUAGGUGGGUAGACAUUCUCCAAAUCUUGAAAAUAAAAACGUCUUGUAUAAUACUUUUAACUUUUCAUAAUACAUCUGUAUCUGUUCUAACUUAAUGUACAUUAAGAAUCUAGGUCAGGAAUGCCCAGAUAGUUCAGCUGCUGGGUCCUGCCAUGUGUCAAGCACUGGGAUAAACACUUUAUUCAUUUUCUCUGUUUUCACCACAGUCUUUGGAAAAGCUGGUUUUACUUCCAUUUUGCAGAUAAGGAAAUUGAAACACAGAAUAGUGACUUGCCUGAGGGCACGUAGCUAGACCAGAGCUAGAAACCAAGGCUCUGACUCUGAAGCCAGAGCCUUCCAUAGCAUCGUGGCACUGUGCCUCUCGGACCACUCGCCCAGGGUCACAGAGCAAGACGUGCUUCUUCCUUACCAGACGUUAACCCAUGUGGGCCCUGGUCCCACAUUAAAUCUCUGAUCCCGCUGUGACCUUUAAGUUCCUGGCAGUCCCACGCUCAGCCCCCAACCCUCCUGCAGGUCCUGCCCCUCUGCCUUAUCCUCCCAGCCUCAUAACUCAGGGUCUGGCCUCAUGCUCUGUUGCUCCCCCUUACCUCUCCCUGCUUCCCCCUGGGUUUUGUUACCUCCUUGCAGUCCAUUUUCAGAUCCUGUCCAUUGAUCUCCACCCGUACAAUGAUCACCUCAUAAUACCACUCCCGCCUGAUGGGCGUAUACCAGAGGCUGCCCGUGUACAGCGAGUGGUCGAUACCCCCAAUGAUCUAGGGGAAAAAAAAGGCAGUACCCAUGAGCCGACACAGAAGGACAGCAAGUCACCCAGAGUGCCAGCAGUAGGAGCAGCCAUUUCGGGGUUGAGGGGGCAGCAGGGCAAAUCCCUCUGCACAUCCGCUUUCUCAUUUUCCUGCAUCUAAUCAGACCCCGUCCUAAAGCGAUCGAUACUCUCUUCAGUGUGUCAAGGAUGUAUUCAGGGGAGGAGGCUUUCCAGGAUUUUUAAUUACUUGUUUCAGAAUCACACAACCCUUGAUAUAAAGUUAUUUAAACCUAAACUGGCACAAUAAAUGUGGAGUGAAUGAUAACUUGCUUCUAUUACAAGUUUUAUUUUCUCUGCUUGUUGGAGAUAGAGAACCAUUCACCAUUGUCCUAAUUAAUUAAUAAAUGGACUUUUAAACUCCUUA